AUGCUCUUCAUUCGGAAAGCCGCAAUUGGUGACUUAAGCGACAUUACAAACAUUAUAGAAUCCGCCAAGAUUUUUCUAAAGUCGCAAAAUAUUGACCAAUGGCAGAAUGGCUAUCCCAAUCAAGAGCAAGCAAGAGUCGAUAUAGCAGGAGGUCAAUGUUAUGUUUUGAUUUGCAAUAACGAGGUUGCUGCAGUUGGAACAAUUACUACAGAUGUUGAUCCAUCUUACACAACCAUACAAGGAAGUUGGAGGAAAGAUUCAAGAAAGAGCUAUGCCUCUCUCCAUCGUUUGGCUGUAUCUGAGCGUUUUCGAGGGAAGCACCUGGCACAAGAAUUGUUGUCCGGCAUGAUUAUGAAAUGUAAAGAACUGGGAUUUGUUGAUGUUAGAGUUGAUACCCACAAGCAAAACAAAGUUAUGCAAGCCUUAUUAGUGAAGAAUUAUUUUGAAUAUCGAGGAGUUAUCUACAAAAAUGAGAAUCGUUCCUCAAGAAACGCUUAUCAAUUACUCCUUCAUUAG
This is a messenger RNA of Lachancea thermotolerans CBS 6340, 516 nucleotides long. RefSeq names its product KLTH0H00198p. Lineage: Eukaryota; Fungi; Ascomycota; Saccharomycetes; Saccharomycetales; Saccharomycetaceae. The transcript has a single exon. The record is from RefSeq and is a predicted model, not a curated record. Bases 1 to 516 code for a protein of 171 amino acids. Gene Ontology annotation, molecular function: acyltransferase activity, transferring groups other than amino-acyl groups.